This is a messenger RNA of Cygnus atratus (black swan), 1614 nucleotides long. It is a transcript of the gene TBX5, whose product is annotated as T-box transcription factor 5. Bases 1 to 1614 code for a protein of 537 amino acids. The transcript has 9 exons. Gene Ontology annotation, cellular component: nucleus. Gene Ontology annotation, biological process: regulation of transcription by RNA polymerase II; cell fate specification; pattern specification process. Lineage: Eukaryota; Metazoa; Chordata; Aves; Anseriformes; Anatidae. The record is from RefSeq and is a predicted model, not a curated record. Gene Ontology annotation, molecular function: RNA polymerase II cis-regulatory region sequence-specific DNA binding; DNA-binding transcription factor activity, RNA polymerase II-specific.
AUGGAAUUCAACAAGCAAGUGGGGGAUUCGGCGAAGGAAGCUUGUAACAUGGCGGAUAGCGAGGAAGGCUUUGGGCUCCCCACCACGCCGGCUGACUCGGAGGCCAAGGAGCUGCAGGCUGACGCCAAGCAGGACACGCAGCUGGGGGCCCCCAGCAAGCCCCCCACCUCUCCCCAGGCAGCCUUCACCCAGCAGGGCAUGGAAGGAAUCAAAGUGUUUUUGCACGAGCGGGAGCUGUGGCUGAAAUUUCACGAAGUGGGGACGGAGAUGAUCAUAACAAAGGCUGGAAGGCGCAUGUUCCCCAGUUACAAAGUGAAGGUCACUGGACUUAAUCCAAAAACUAAGUACAUACUAUUGAUGGAUAUUGUACCAGCGGAUGACCACAGAUAUAAAUUUGCAGAUAAUAAAUGGUCCGUGACGGGGAAGGCAGAGCCGGCCAUGCCCGGCCGCCUCUACGUGCACCCCGACUCCCCCGCCACCGGAGCGCACUGGAUGCGGCAGCUGGUGUCCUUCCAGAAGCUCAAACUCACCAACAACCACCUCGAUCCCUUCGGACAUAUCAUCCUCAACUCCAUGCACAAGUACCAGCCCCGGCUGCACAUUGUGAAGGCCGACGAGAACAAUGGCUUCGGCUCCAAGAACACUGCCUUCUGCACCCACGUCUUCCCCGAGACAGCCUUCAUCGCCGUCACCUCCUACCAAAACCACAAGAUCACCCAGUUAAAGAUCGAGAACAACCCCUUUGCCAAAGGUUUCCGUGGCAGCGACGACAUGGAACUCCACAGGAUGUCCAGGAUGCAGAGUAAGGAGUACCCGGUUGUUCCCAGGAGCACGGUGAGACAGAAAGUGUCCUCGAAUCACAGCCCCUUCAGUGGCGAGACCAGGGUCCUUUCCGCCUCCUCCAACCUGGGCUCCCAGUACCAGUGCGAGAACGGGGUGUCGAGCACCUCCCAGGACCUGCUGCCACCUGCCAACCCCUACCCGAUCUCCCAGGAGCACAGCCAGAUCUACCACUGCACCAAGAGAAAAGAUGAGGAAUGUUCCACCACCGAGCAUCCCUACAAGAAGCCCUACAUGGAGACUUCUCCGGCGGAAGAGGACCCCUUCUACAGGUCCAGUUACCCCCAGCAGCAGGGACUGAACACUUCAUACAGGACUGAAUCAGCCCAGCGCCAAGCAUGCAUGUACGCCAGCUCCGCUCCCCCCACGGACCCCGUGCCCAGCCUGGAAGACAUCAGCUGUAACACGUGGCCCAGCGUGCCCUCCUACAGCAGUUGCACAGUGUCUGCCAUGCAGCCGAUGGACAGGUUACCCUACCAGCAUUUCUCUGCCCACUUCACCUCGGGGCCGCUGAUGCCCCGGCUCAGCAGCGUGGCCAACCAUACCUCCCCCCAGAUAGGAGACACCCACAGCAUGUUCCAGCACCAGACCUCGGUUUCUCACCAACCCAUCGUCCGGCAGUGUGGACCCCAAACAGGCAUCCAGUCCCCCCCCAGCAGCCUCCAGCCCGCAGAGUUCCUCUAUUCCCAUGGCGUGCCUCGAACCCUCUCGCCCCACCAGUACCACUCGGUGCACGGCGUGGGCAUGGUGCCAGAAUGGAGCGAGAACAGCUAA